GCAGCAGAAGAAGAGCAGCUAGCUAACUGUUAGCCUGUUAGCUUCCUCCGUCAUGGCGGAACUGAACCGACAGCUUCAGGAGUAUUUGGCUCAGUCCAAAGGCGGCGGCGCUAGGACCAUCUCCCAGUCCAGCUCCAGCUGUACGGUGGACCUGGAUGACCCGGAGCCGGUACCAGGGAGCUGGUUCGGGCGGUGGUCGAGCCCGUGGUCCGGGAGCCGCGGCGGCAGUCCGUCCGGCCAGAGCUCCGGCGGAAACAGCGGCUUUUCUUGGCCGUGGUCGGCCGAGCCGGACCCGUGCCUGCCGGGCAUGAGCCGCCGGCAGCGGCUGGUGGCCUUCGGGGUGUGCGUGUGUUUCUCGGCGCUGUGUUUCGGACUGUCGGCCCUGUACGCCCCGCUGCUGCUGCUCUACGCCCGCAAGUUCGCGCUGCUCUGGUCGCUCGGCUCGCUGUUCGCCAUCGCGGCCGCGGCGGUGCUGCGCGGCCCCAGCAGACUCAUCGCCGGCCUGCCCACCUCUCCCGGAGCCGCCGUGUACCUGUGCGCCCUCGGAGGGACUCUGUACGCGGCGCUGAGCCUCCACAGCACCGUGCUGACCGCGCUGGGUGCCGCCCUGCAGGUCACCGCCAUCGUCGGGUACGUGGUGUCGCUGCUGCCCGGGGGCAGCGCCGGGAUCCGCUUCAUGGGAGGGAUGGCGGCUUCUGCCAUCAAAAGGACCGUCACCGGGAAAAGCAUGCCGAUCUGACCGGGGACCGAGCGUCAGAGGCCGGGCACAUCUCACAGACAGGGUCCGGGGGCCCCCAGGAGCCGCAGAGGGGUCCCCGUCAGGAAGUGACUGUCGGUACAUUCCCUGCAGGCUGAGGCUCACUGACUGAUUAUUGAUUAUUGACACGUGCUGCUGCUCACAGGACCAAAUAAAGUUUAACAUGUUCAAACUGUCAAACUUUAUUUUCUCUCAUGUUUCUGUGCUGCAGGAAACAGACCACCGUGUGUGACCUCUGACCUCUGAGCUCACUGCAGACACUGCCUGCAGGAAACAUUCUCUCUUUGUUUGUUUGUUUGUUUGUCCCCACUGAAUUCUGGGAUUCACCAGUGUUUCUUAUUCCUGCUCCUCUGAGGUCAGAGAACAUUUUACUGGAGCUCCAGAUGAGACGAAACAUCUGUUCGUCCGUCAGCAGGAAACACAAGUUUUAUAUUUGAACAUUUAAAAAAUACAUGAAUUUCAAAUAAUCUAAUUUAAUUAUCAUUUAAAGUAAUUCAGGUGAUUAUAUUAUUAAAUCUGAAGGUUAUAAAAUAAAACUUUACUGUCUAACCCAGUUACUGAGCUCCUGAGCGUCGCUCUGCUGCAGUGUAACUGAGUAAAUAA
Messenger RNA from Epinephelus lanceolatus (giant grouper), 1360 nucleotides. RefSeq names its product SFT2 domain containing 3 (gene sft2d3). NCBI's taxonomy places the organism in Eukaryota, Metazoa, Chordata, Actinopteri, Perciformes, Serranidae. Gene Ontology annotation, biological process: vesicle-mediated transport. The record is from RefSeq and is a predicted model, not a curated record. Gene Ontology annotation, cellular component: membrane.